UUGAACUCUAUUUUUUAAGAGGAGCAAAUACUCUCUUAACUAAAGAUGGUGUCCAUUAGCAUUGAGAACCCCUUGGCUUUUGGAGUUGGCCUUCUUGGGAACAUUCUAUCAUUCUUGGUCACCUUAACACCAAUGGCCACAUUCUAUAAUGUGUACAAGAAGAAGUCCACUGGUUCAUAUCAAUCAGCCCCAUAUGCGGUGGCUUUGUCCAGUGCGAUGCUGUGGCUCUACUAUGCCUUACUUUCCCACAACGUGCUUCUGCUCACCAUCAACACAAGCACCUGUGUGCUAGAAUCUGCUUACUUAGCCAUCUACCUUUUCUAUGCUUCCAAAAAACUCAGGGUUUCUACAGCAAAGAUGAUAUUCUUCUUCAAUGUUUGCCUGUUUGGUUCUGUACUUCUGAGCACGCUCACCUUUCUAGAUGGGAGAAAACGUAUUCAAAUCACUGGAUGGAUUUGUGCUUCCUUUGCAGUCUCGGUCUUCGUUGCUCCUCUAAGCAUCAUGAGGUUAGUAAUAAGAACCAAAAGCGUGGAAUAUAUGCCAUUUUCACUCUCCCUCUUCCUAACUCUAAGUGCAGUUGCCUGGUUCUUUUAUGGGCUUCUCCUAAAAGAUUUCUAUAUAGCGUUACCAAAUGUUCUUGGAUUUUUUUUCGGUGUAGCUCAAAUAAUUCUAUAUCUCUUCUACAUGAAUGUGAAGAGUGACAAAUUAGAAAAGAAUAUAAAACCAGACACUGAAGCAGAGAAUGAUACAGAUUCAAAUUUGAAUUUGGAAAUGGCAGAAAAGCAGACCCCUGCGAUGACAGCAGAAGCUAAAGCUGAAGUUUAGAGUUAUUUACAAUAGCAUAUGGAUUUGUUAUUGUGAGCAAGAGGCAAUACUUCAAGUUCUGGGUGUUUAUUUCACAAAAUAUUUCAAAUUUUAUGGCAUUCUUUUGAUAAUUGAAUGGCUUAACUUACAUGAUAAUAAUGCACUGCUUGCCUGUUUUGUUG
This is a messenger RNA of Phalaenopsis equestris, 986 nucleotides long. Its product is annotated as bidirectional sugar transporter SWEET14-like. Gene Ontology annotation, cellular component: membrane. NCBI's taxonomy places the organism in Eukaryota, Viridiplantae, Streptophyta, Magnoliopsida, Asparagales, Orchidaceae. The transcript is spliced from 6 exons. Gene Ontology annotation, molecular function: sugar transmembrane transporter activity. Gene Ontology annotation, biological process: carbohydrate transport. The record is from RefSeq and is a predicted model, not a curated record. Bases 46 to 825 code for a protein of 259 amino acids.